Raphanus sativus (radish) is the source of this 939-nucleotide messenger RNA. RefSeq lists its product as uncharacterized. The record is from RefSeq and is a predicted model, not a curated record. The transcript is spliced from 3 exons. Bases 1 to 939 code for a protein of 312 amino acids. NCBI's taxonomy places the organism in Eukaryota, Viridiplantae, Streptophyta, Magnoliopsida, Brassicales, Brassicaceae.
AUGAAUCUCAACAAGGUUUUUGAGACGAUGUCUCUGGAGGAAGAGGAGGUUCCGUUUAAUCUACCGGACUUACCGCAAUACAGUGCAAUGGAAAUUCAUAUGGUGAUGCGCAAGCGGGUCUGGACUUUUAAUGAGUGGAGUAUUGUCAUUGAUCGAUGGAUGGAGAAGCCACCAGUGGAUUAUUUGAAGUUCUUAUUGGUAUGGGUGCAACUUCGCAACAUACCUGUCAAUCACUAUACCAAGGAAGCCAUUACUGCUUUUGGUAGUUUUGCUGGAGAAGUCGAUGUGGUUGCUUUUGAUCCAACAAAAGCACAGAGUCAGGAAUACGUGCGAGUCAGAGUCUUCUUUGAUGUCUCACGGCCAGUUAGGAAGACAAAGGAGAGGAGGGAUCAAGCAGCUGAACGACGUAAGAAGAUUUUGCUUGAGAAGCAAAAUAGAGAAUUGAGGAUUCAGCCUGAUGACCCCUUAUAUGGUGUUUUGAGUGAUGAACAAGUGGGGUUGGAUGAGAUUACGGGAAGGUGCAAAAUCAACCCUGAGGUUCUACAAAGCAUGCGUGAAUACUUGUUAGCUGCUGAGGGAGGAGAGAAACGUGUGCGAGAAGAAAGAGUUAAAAACUCUGUUUCGGAGCUCGAAAGUGACCUGGCGAGGCAGAGAAACUUUCUGAGGCUGGAACCUUCACCCGUGGUGACUUAUGAGGUUGACAAAGACAAAGGUAGAGUCUUUGAUUAUGGGCUUAAGAAUGUUGACAACGAGGAGGUUUUAACAAGACAUGAGAAGCAAUAUCAGCUUGUGAUCAGAGAACCCACAUACACGGUUUCUGCUCCAGAACACGGUAGGAAACAAGAUGGGAGGGAACUCACAGAAGUUUUUGAAUAUUCAACGGGUUUUAGCUCUGGUUAUGCAGACGCUAACUCUUCCGGGACUUCAAAACUGAAAUGA